This is a messenger RNA of Bufo gargarizans (Asiatic toad), 6696 nucleotides long. RefSeq names its product zinc finger protein 142 (gene ZNF142). Gene Ontology annotation, biological process: regulation of gene expression. Lineage: Eukaryota; Metazoa; Chordata; Amphibia; Anura; Bufonidae. The coding region runs from base 301 to 5901 and encodes 1866 amino acids. Gene Ontology annotation, cellular component: nucleus. The record is from RefSeq and is a predicted model, not a curated record. The transcript has 9 exons.
UUCCGGUUGCGUUCCAAAAUCUUUGUCUCCUCCGGUUACAGAGCUCCGCCGGAGGUAUGGUUUACCGAGUAUAAGCAGACAGUGUUCUGAGGAGGUAUUGGACCGUACCCUCAACCAGAACUGGAAUUACAGAAACCCCGAGGCUUAGAGCGGAGAUGUCCACAGGCCUGAAAAUACCGGGUGCUGAUGGUUACCCAGGUAACAGGGUCUGGGGGCACAAUUGACCAUACAGGAUGGUGUUGUGAAAUACAAUCCACCAGCAUGGUGAUAACAGAGCAUGUAGCAGCCAAACUGUAGAAAAUGUCAGAGGACGGACUGUUGGUGGCAUCUGACUGGACAGGACAGUCAUGUGAAGAGCUGGUACUCCAUUCAUCACUGGGUGCCCAGAGCCAAAUGGAAGAUGCCAUGGAAGAAAAUCCUCUGGCUGAGGACACAGUCCAGCUGCAGUCCAUCUAUCUGCAGGGCAGAGACCUGUCCCAGAUGGACGGUGCGCAUGUGAAUACAGCCGAUCAGCCGCUAUUUGGGUCUUAUGAUGGGGAAUGUAGUGGUGAUACUGAUAAAUCACCUGCGCCCAUUGCCAGUUUCUUGGCGCAAGAGAUCGGUCAACCCCAUGGUGAUUCAGCUGUGCCAGGCUGUCCCAGGAUAUCUCUGACUGAGCCCCAAGUCCUCAUCACAGAUCAAGUCAUCACACAAAAUGAGAACUGUCACCAAGCCAAGAAGGAUGCCCUUACCUGCCCCAUCUGUCCUAAUUACUUCAAGACGCCAAGUGAACUAAAGGAACAUUUUAGGAGUCACCCACCUCCCCCGCAAGACUUCAGGUGCUGGCAAAGCGACUGCCCCUUCUUAGCUCCGGACUUGAAAAGGUUCCAGUCUCACCUGCGGAGGGAGCAUAGGCUGACUCCAGUGUCUUGUUCUCACCGCACCUGCCGUCUUCUGUUCCCCAGCCGCCAGGAGAUGUCUCAGCACUUUCGGAGCCAUUUUCCCUUUCACUGUAACCUGUGUGACUUUGUCAGCUCCAAUUCUAAAAUUUUCUCCCAGCACAGGAAAUCUCACAUUAGUCCCGAGCAGCCAUAUUUUACCCUAGAGGAAUCUUUACCCAUGCCGCCUUCAGAAACUCCUACUGACCAUCCGCCUGAGGGACACUUUCUUGGGAACGUUUCUCUGUCUGAUGUCGCCAAUCACAACCCAGUAUCUGUGCUCAGAUGCCGAAAGCGCAGGAAAAUGUCUCAGAAAGGAGAAACGGAGACUCCAGAGAGGAACAGCAACGAGGAAAAUGAGAGUAACGGCGCUGAAAAGACUAAAGAUACAGAACAUCCAGGAGGGAUAGAGAAUGGCAAGGAGCAUCUGUAUAAAACCCACAUGUGUCCGGAAUGCAAGCGUUGCUUUAAGAAAAGGACUCACUUAGCCGACCACCUCCACCUUCACUUCCCUGAUCCGAACCUCCAAUGCCCAAACUGCCGCAAGUUCUUCACCAGCCGCAAUAAGCUGAAGAUCCACAUGAUGAGGGAGGCCGGAGAGAAGGUCCACAGCUGCCCUCUGUGUGACUACAGCGCCGUAGAGAAGAACGCCCUCAAUCGUCACAUGGCGAGCAUCCACGAAGGCAUAUCCAACUUCUACUCCGACACCUACUCGUGUCCUGUGUGUCAGGAAACCUUCAACCUGAGCCAGGCUCUGAAGGAUCACAUGAAGGGACACAAAACGGAGCAGAAGAUGCGAUGCUUUCAGCAAGGGUGCGACCAGGCCCUGUCAGAUCGCAAAGACUUCCUGCGUCACCUGAAGGAGUCUCACGGCAUCCAGGCGGUCGAGUGCCGCUACCACGCCUGCUCCUUACUCUUCAACAGCCGCGAAGAGAUGGAAGUUCACCGGAAGAACCACUACGCCUUCCACUGCCAGGACUGCGACUUUGUCUGCUCCAACAAGCACGUCUUCCGCAAGCACAAGAAGCGAGGCCAUCCGGGCAAAGAGGAGUUAGUGUGCCUCUUCUGCCCUUACAAGAGCUUUAACCCAGUGGAGUACGCUGACCACGUGGGCAAGAUGCACGCCAAUGAGAAGAUUCACCGCUGCCGAGACUGUGACUUUGCCACCGCUCACAAGAGGGUCCUGAUGCGUCACAUGCUGCUGCACACAGGUGAGAAGCCGCACAAGUGCAGCCAGUGUGACUUCAUGUGCAGAGACAUCAGCUACCUCUCCAAACACAUGCUGACGCACUCCACGGACAAGAACUACAUGUGCACAGAAUGCGGGUACAUCACCAAGUGGAAGCACUACCUGAACGUGCACAUGCGCAAACACAGCGGCGACCUCCGCUACCAUUGCAACCAGUGUUCCUAUCGCUGUCACCGUGCAGACCAGCUCAGCAGCCAUAAGCUCCGGCACCAGGGGAAGACUCUCAUCUGUGAGAUCUGUGGAUUCGGGUGCAAGCGUAAGACCGAGCUGCAGAAUCACAUGCAAGUGAAGCAUUCUCAGUCCAGCCAGAUCACCACGUACCAAUGCCAGCACUGCAACUAUCAGACAAAGUACAAGCAGACGUUGCGCAACCACGAGAACAGCAAGCACACCAAGCACAGAGAGUUUCGCUGCGCCCUUUGCUCCUUCCGUACGUUCAGUAAUACCAGUCUCUUCUUCCACAAGCGCAAGUCCCAUGGAUAUGUCCCCGGGGAUCAAGACUGGCUGGAGAGGUAUGCCAGCAAGCAGCAGGAGAACAACUGCAUGGACUUGCUAUUUCCUUACAGAGUAGAGGCUCCAGCUCCUAUCAAACAACUUUCUUCUGUUGAAAAACAGGCUCCAAACAGUAACGGUGCAGAAGCCGAGGAAACUGUGACUGAGCAGGUUGAUGGUCUUACUGAACCGUCUGGAGAUGGUGGCAUUUCAGUGGCAGAUGAGUCUUUACUGGCAGCCAUUACUCUGGAACCAGUUGAAACCUGCAGUAUAGAAAUGGAGGACUUUCCAGUAAGACUUGAGCUUUCUGAGUCCAAUGAACUCUUGGCCAAAGAGUCUUCUGUAGAGACUUUAGUUGCUUGUGAGGAUCCUAUUCCCACCAGGGAUGAAAUUCUCUGCUUCCCAGAGUCUUUGGUGGUGGAGGACCAUGUAAACUGCGGACAAGACUAUGAGGAGGAGGCAGAUGAGCAUGUGGGGGAUGAUCAGGAGAAGGUUGAAAAUACAGUCUGUGUCGCUGUGCAAUUUAACCAAGAUUCAGCGCUCUACGAAAUGAAUGAGAAAAGUGUUGAGUUGCCCGUCCAUGCUGAUCUUCAGCUCCAGCCUGGAGACAUCCCAGUAGAAGCGCAGGAGUCCUGGGCAGAUGUAGUGAAGGGCGGCGUCCAGCUGACCAUAAUAUGCGAGUCCAGCGAACUUCAUGAAAGCAGCAUCCAAGAAGUUGAAACCACCAGCGUCCCACUGGAUGAAGCAGUUGAUGAAAGUGGUAAGCCGGAAUCCAUCUUAAAAGCAUUGAGAAAGCAGGACAAGGAGCAAGCAGAAACACUGGUUUUGGAAGGGAGAGUCCAAAUGCUGGUGGUUCAAUCCAGCGCCCAGGUCUACAAAUGUGAGAAGUGUUCGUACGUCACGAAAAAGAAGGGAAGCAUCGUCCAACACACCAAGACUGGCUGCCACCUGCGCAAAUCUUCUCUAGUGUGUAAGGAGUGCGGAGCCAGCUUUAAACAGCAAAGGGGCCUUGACACCCAUGUUCUGAAGAAGUGUCCAGUGAGGCUCAAGAAGAAGAGGGCUUGUCUUAAGACAGUCAUGGAGGGAGAUAGUCUAUUAGCAGAUGGUCCUGCAGUCUUAGGCCCUGUGGAGGAAUCCUUAGAAUCUGACGAGCAUUUAUCUCCAUGUCAAUUUAUGGACAAUAUUUCAGAAAGAGCAUUAAGUAAUGAGGAAAUGAGUGCAGCGGUAUCUUCCUCACCCUCAGGUGACCACAAGAACCUGGGCAAUGAGAAGUACCGAAUUGAAGGAGGGAAGUUUCACUGCUUGUUUUGCUCCUACUCCUGCUCCAGGGAAUGCACCAUAAGCUGCCACGUCAACCAGAACUGCCGGGAGUUGCAGAGGGCUCCCUCUCCAGAAGGCCUACAGUCUGAGGCAACCUUGAAAAAACAGCAGAAGCAAAAAGAACUAAAGAAGAUUCAAGAAAUGGGACUCGUGCCCGAGAGCUCUUUGGAUGGAGACCACCACACUCCAGAGCUUGAAGGAAACAAAGUGGUUAGCAAGAACUUGCACGACUCCACCGUUACUCGUCGACUUUCUUGUCCUUCCUGUGCCUUUACUUGCACCCAAGAACGAGCCAUGAAAACCCACAAGAAGAAAGGUUGUUUAAAACCCGGGGAGCUCCAGUGCCCCUUAUGCUCUUUUCGCUGUAUGUCCCCAGGUGCUUUAAAACGUCAUCGAGAGCUGCACCAGAAGUAUUCUCAGAACAGAGUACAGCUGCAGUGCAAGCAGUGCGACUUCAAUUGCAAGCAGCCACGUUGCAUGAGACAGCACGUGCGGAUUCGUCACGAAGGAGUCAAACCUCACCGCUGUCGAUAUUGUGACUUCAGCACCACCAGGCGUUACCGGCUUGAAGCCCACGAGUCUUUGCAUACUGGGGUCGGUCGGAUAUCUUGCAGUUCUUGUAGUCGGACCUUUGGCACAAACUCAAAAAUGAGGCUGCACCAAAAGAGAGUUCAUGAGAAGACACCCACUCACUUUUGCAAACUCUGUGACUAUAGCGGCUAUAGUCAGAAUGACGUUGCCCGGCACAUGGGCAGUUGUCACAGUGGUGAAGCCAGCUUCCCCUGCACUGUUUGCCAGGCUAGUUUUAGCUCCGAGGCUGCACUAAAACAGCACAGUCUGAGGAAGCACCAAGAAAAAGCCACUCGCGAAUGUUCACAGUGCCAGUUCUCUUGCCACAGCCAGGCCACCCUACGAUGCCACGUUCAGAAGCAGCACCCACAGCUGGAGUGCAUGGUUUGCAAAGAAACAUUUUCUCGCAAGGAGGACAUGGAAGAACAUCGGAAAACCCAUUUCUCUCACCACUGCCAACUGUGCCAGUACGCUGCCAAAGACCGACAGCAGCUUAUCAAUCACUAUGCAGAGGAGCAUGAGAGCACCGCGCUGCCUGGUGGAGAGGCGGACGAGGGCCUCCUGCGCUGUCCUUUCUGCUCCUUCUCCUGUCGUCAUCAGCUUGUGUAUGACCACCAUGUCAAGGGCCAUGGAGCCACACGUGUUUACAAGUGUUCAGACUGCAAAUAUAGCACCCGGAAUAAGCAGAAGAUCACGUGGCAUAGCCGAAUCCACACGGGUGAAAAACCGUACAAGUGUCACCUCUGCACUUACGCCUGCGCAGACCCUUCACGGCUUAAAUACCACAUGCGGAUCCACAAAGACGAAAAGAACUACCUGUGCCCAGAAUGUGGCUACAAAUGUAAAUGGGUCAACCAGCUGAAAUAUCACAUGACCAAACACACAGGACUGAAGCCAUACCAGUGUGAGGAAUGCGACUAUUGCACCAACAGAGCCGAUGCCCUCCGCGUCCACCGGGAGACCCGGCACCGGGACGUGCGCUCCUUCAUCUGUGAACAGUGCGGCAAAGCAUUCAAGACUCGCUUCCUGCUAAAAACUCACCUGAAAAAACACAGCGAGGAAAAGCCGUACGUCUGCAAUGUGUGCCAAAGGGGCUUCCGCUGGCCCGCCGGCCUCCGCCAUCACUACCUCACACACACAAACCAGCAGCCGUUCUUCUGCCGGUACUGCUCGUACCGGGCCAAGCAAAAGUUCCAGGUGGUUAAACAUAUACAGCGGCAUCACUCCAAUAAUCCUGACCUGACGAAGGGCAUAGGGAAGGAGCCAUAUCUGUUCUCUGUCCGGGGCCGUGAUGCAACCUUUCAGCAAACUCCAGAAUGUGAUGAAGAAGGCGGAACAGGAGGUGGACACUGACCCUGGCGGACAGCAGCUCAGACUGCGGUUCUCCACAGCUUCCAUCACUUACUGUUACUUACCAAGAACAUUUUCCAUUGUUCCGUUUUCCGUUAUUAAUUAUUCUGCCUCCAGGUCGUUCACAAUACGUUUUUUCCCUCAAACUAUUUUUAUAUUAGGGAAUUGCUAGAAGAGCAAUUGCCAAUCGCCAGGCAGAAUCCCAAUGCACGAUAUAGACUUUGUUCUACAGACAGCUACCCAGAACCGCCUAAAUGAAUGUGCCAUUUUCCCAGCUGCCCUGCAGGUUUACGUGAGCGCACUCCCGCCUCGGAUCUUGAGUGACAUUGUGUUGUAUACUCCAGUCACAUCCUGUGCAGCAUUCAGAAUUCUUCUGAUUUGUUCUGACCUCGUGGGCUCACAUCCCCUGCAGACCUUGCUGGUUCAAUGUCUGUAAAAAGCAUGCUUUGUCUGAAGUUGUAGUUGUUGUAUCGGGCACUGAUCACUACAUCUCCCAGAUUGCAGCUCUAGAUGUGACUGGAGCAUUACGUUUAGAGGUGACGCAGCACUGCAGUCCAUCCUGUUCUAAAGGAAUUAGAAAAAAUCUACUUGUCUAUUACAUGGAGUCUGACUGCAGUUUCACACAGUACGCAAUGGUCGGAGAGCAUGCCCACCACACUCCCAGAGAAGUCAAUGAGUCUCAUCAUCAUAGUAACAUAGUACAUGAGGCCGAAAAAAGACAUUUGUCCAUCCAGUUUGGCCUGUCAUCCUGCAAGUUGAUCCAGAGGAAGGAAAAAAAAAACUGAGAUAGAAGCCAAU